AUGGCGGAAGCAUCGCUGCAGGAUCGCUUGCGCGACCACGCAAAGGCUUUUGACGGUCUUUUGAGUCUUAUCCCGGCCAAGCAGUAUUACGGAGAAGACAACAGUGACCAAUGGAAUAAGAAGAAACAAACGAAAAAGGAAGCCGCCGCCGCCCGCCGAGGAAGACUUGAUCCCGACAGCGAGCUGAACAAGAAUGCAAAGGAAGUCAUGGAUGAGCGUGCCCGCAACAAGCGCAAGCAGCGCCAAGAAGAUGAAGACGAAGAAGAAGAAGAAGAAGAAAACGGCGAAGACGAUGCUCUCGUUGCCAUGGAGGGUGUUGAGGCUGAACAGCCGGGUCAAGGCUUGCGAAAGGCUACCGAAAAGCCGAGCAAGAAGCAAAAGGUCGAGCCAGAGAGAGACGACGAUGAGUCCGGUGUCGAAGCCGAUGUCGCAGUGGAGGAUGAGGCUCCCGCAACUGAGCAGUCAAAGCUGUCCAAAAAGGAACAAAAAAAGGCCGCCAAGCGCGAGCGCAAAGCCGAAAAGAAGACUGCCAAGAAACGCGGAGACGACGAACAAACAUCAAGCGCAAAGUCUUCCAAGGACCAAGAAGCUAGCGAGACUUCCAACGCAAAGACGCAAAAAUCCAAGAAGGAGGCUAAGGCCGCCGCCAAAGCCGCAUUGAACGAGGACGAGGCCAUGCCCGAUACUAAAGAACCUUCUGGCUUUGCCGCAAAUCUCGACGUCGCUGGCCUUGAUGCCAAAGACGACUCCGAAGCCAUCUCGGAGCCUCACUCUCCCACGUUCGACGCUGCGGAGCCUGUGAGCACCACCACUUCCGUCUCCUCCACUAUCCCUCCCUCAGAAAAGCCCAAGCACAUUGUGAUGCCCAAAGACACGUCGGCGCUCAAGGCGCGCCUGGCCGCCAAGAUUGAGGCGCUGCGCGCGGCCCGCAAGGCCGACGGCCCGGAUGGCAAGCCAAUCCGCACGCGCCAGGAGCUCAUCGAGGCGAGGCGCGAGAAGCAGACGCAGCGCAAGGAGCAUAAGAAGGAGCUGCGACGAGUCGCUAAGCUGGAGGAGGAGCGCAAGCGCGAGGAGGCGCUCGCAUCCAACUCUCCCGGUCUCAUGAGCCCCGCCGUCGAGGAGGGCAACUUUUCUUUUGGCCGCGUCGCCUUUGCCGACGGCUCCCAAAUGUCGCACGACCUUGGCUACGUGCUCAACCAGGGCCGGCGCAAGGGCCCCUCGGACCCCAAGACGGCGCUCCUCAAGGUGCAGAACCAGAAGCGGCGCCUUGAGGAGAUGGAUGCCGAGGCCCGCGCGGAUAUUGCAGACAAGGACGCCUGGCUCACGGCGCGGCGCCGCGCCGAAGGCGAAAAGAUUCGCGACGACGAGGCGACGCUCAAGAAGACUAUCAAGCGCAACGAUGCAGGCAAGAGGAAGAGCGAAAAGGCGUGGGCAGACCGCAUCCAGGGCGUGUCGCGCGCGCAAAAGGAGCGCGUCAAGAAGCGAGAGGACAACCUGCGCAAGCGCCGCGACGACAAACUUACAGGCAAGGCGGGAAAGAAGAAGAAGGGCGCCGCGGGCGGCGGUGGUAAGAAGAAGGGUGGGAGACCUGGUUUCGAAGGCAGCUUUGGUGUGGGCGGACGCAAAAAGUAA
Beauveria bassiana ARSEF 2860 is the source of this 1632-nucleotide messenger RNA. RefSeq names its product surfeit locus protein 6. Gene Ontology annotation, biological process: ribosomal large subunit biogenesis; ribosomal small subunit biogenesis. The record is from RefSeq and is a predicted model, not a curated record. NCBI's taxonomy places the organism in Eukaryota, Fungi, Ascomycota, Sordariomycetes, Hypocreales, Cordycipitaceae. Gene Ontology annotation, molecular function: RNA binding; DNA binding. Gene Ontology annotation, cellular component: nucleolus. The transcript is spliced from 3 exons. Bases 1 to 1632 code for a protein of 543 amino acids.